This is a messenger RNA of Psammomys obesus (fat sand rat), 6281 nucleotides long. RefSeq names its product Cbl proto-oncogene B (gene Cblb). Gene Ontology annotation, biological process: negative regulation of epidermal growth factor-activated receptor activity; cell surface receptor signaling pathway. Gene Ontology annotation, cellular component: membrane raft; plasma membrane. Bases 70 to 2883 code for a protein of 937 amino acids. The record is from RefSeq and is a predicted model, not a curated record. Gene Ontology annotation, molecular function: SH3 domain binding; phosphotyrosine residue binding; calcium ion binding. Lineage: Eukaryota; Metazoa; Chordata; Mammalia; Rodentia; Muridae. The transcript is spliced from 18 exons.
CCUCCCGAGAGUGGCGCGGGACAGCCGGGCGGGCGUGGAGCUGUCUGCACGAAAGGACUUAGAUUCCAGAUGGCAAAUUCCAUGAAUGGCAGAAAUCCUGGUGGUCGAGGAGGAAACCCCCGCAAAGGUCGAAUUUUGGGGAUUAUUGACGCUAUCCAGGAUGCAGUUGGACCCCCAAAGCAAGCUGCAGCUGACCGCAGGACUGUGGAGAAGACUUGGAAGCUCAUGGACAAAGUGGUAAGACUGUGCCAAAAUCCCAAACUUCAGUUGAAAAAUAGCCCACCGUAUAUACUUGAUAUUUUACCUGAUACGUAUCAGCACUUGCGACUUAUACUGAGUAAAUCUGAUGACAGCCAGAAGCUUGCUCAACUGAGUGAGAAUGAGUAUUUCAAAGUCUACAUCGAUGGCCUAAUGAAGAAGUCAAAGCGAGCCAUACGACUUUUUAAGGAAGGCAAGGAGAGGAUGUACGAAGAGCAGUCGCAGGACAGACGGAACCUCACAAAACUGUCCCUUAUCUUCAGUCACAUGCUGGCAGAAAUCAAGGCAAUCUUUCCCAAUGGCCAGUUCCAAGGAGAUAACUUCCGGAUCACCAAAGCAGAUGCUGCUGAAUUCUGGAGGAAGUUUUUUGGAGACAAAACUAUUGUACCAUGGAAAAUCUUCAGACAGUGCCUGCAUGAGGUCCAUCAGAUUAGCUCUGGCCUAGAAGCAAUGGCUCUAAAGUCAACCAUUGAUUUAACUUGCAAUGAUUACAUCUCAGUUUUUGAAUUUGAUAUUUUUACCAGGCUCUUUCAGCCCUGGGGCUCUAUUUUACGGAAUUGGAAUUUCUUAGCUGUGACACAUCCAGGAUACAUGGCAUUUCUCACGUACGAUGAAGUUAAAGCACGACUACAGAAAUACAGCACCAAGCCUGGAAGCUACAUUUUCCGGUUAAGCUGCACCCGGCUGGGACAGUGGGCCAUUGGUUAUGUGACUGGGGACGGCAACAUCCUGCAGACCAUACCUCAUAACAAGCCCCUAUUCCAGGCCCUGAUUGAUGGCAGCAGGGAAGGCUUUUAUCUUUAUCCUGAUGGGCGAAGUUAUAACCCUGAUUUAACCGGAUUAUGUGAACCUACACCUCAUGAUCAUAUAAAAGUUACACAGGAGCAGUAUGAACUGUACUGUGAAAUGGGCUCCACCUUCCAGCUCUGUAAGAUUUGUGCGGAGAACGACAAAGAUGUCAAGAUUGAGCCUUGUGGGCAUCUCAUGUGCACCUCGUGCCUUACCGCGUGGCAGGAGUCCGAUGGCCAAGGCUGCCCCUUCUGCCGCUGUGAGAUAAAAGGAACUGAGCCCAUCAUUGUGGACCCCUUUGAUCCCAGAGACGAAGGCUCCAGGUGCUGCAGCAUCAUUGACCCUUUCAGCAUGCCCAUGCUUGACUUGGAUGACGAUGAUGAUCGAGAGGAGACCUUGAUGAUGAACAGACUGGCAAGUGUUCGAAAGUGCACUGACAGGCAGAACUCACCAGUCACGUCGCCAGGAUCCUCCCCACUUGCCCAGAGAAGAAAGCCUCAGCCAGACCCACUCCAGAUCCCCCACCUCAGCCUGCCCCCAGUACCUCCCCGCCUGGAUCUCAUUCAGAAAGGCAUCGUGCGCUCACCCUGUGGCAGCCCCACAGGCUCCCCAAAGUCUUCGCCAUGCAUGGUCAGAAAACAAGACAAACCGCUGCCAGCACCUCCUCCUCCCCUCAGAGAUCCACCACCUCCGCCAGAGAGGCCUCCCCCAAUCCCACCAGAGAACAGACAGAGCAGACAUUUCCACCAUGGUGAAAGUGUGCCUUCCAGGGACCAGCCAAUGCCUCUUGAAGCCUGGUGCCCUCGGGAAGCCUUUGGAACCAAUCAGGUGAUGGGAUGUCGCAUCCUAGGGGAUGGCUCUCCAAAGCCUGGAGUCACAGCAAACUCCAAUUUAAACGGAAGGCACAGUAGAAUGGCUUCAGACCAGGUCCUUAUGCGGAAGCACAGACGUCAUGAUUUGCCUUCAGAAGGAGCCAAGGUCUUUUCCAAUGGACACCUUACCAGUGAAGAAUAUGAUGUUCCCCCUCGGCUUUCCCCUCCUCCUCCAGCCACUAGUCUUCUGCCUAGCAUAAAGUGUACUGGUCCAUUAGCAAACUGUCUCUCAGAGAAGAGAGACACAGUAGAAGAAGAUGACGAUGAAUACAAGAUUCCUUCAUCCCAUCCUGUUUCCCUGAAUUCACAACCAUCUCAUUGUCAUAAUGUCAAACCUCCUGUUCGGUCUUGUGACAAUGGUCACUGUAUAUUGAAUGGAACUCAUGGUACGCCUUCAGAGAUGAAGAAAUCAAACAUCCCAGAUUUAGGCAUCUACUUGAAGGGUGAAGAUGCUUUUGAUGCCCUUCCCCCAUCCCUCCCUCCACCCCCACCUCCUGCAAGACACAGUCUCAUUGAACAUUCUAAACCUCUAGGCUCCAGUAGCCGGCCUUCCUCAGGACAGGACCUCUUCCUUCUUCCUUCAGAUCCCUUUUUUGACCCAGCAAGUAGCCAAGUUCCAUUGCCUCCUGCCAGAAGAGCGCCAGGAGACAGUGUCAAAUCCAACAGAGCCUCCCAGGACUAUGACCAGCUCCCUUCUUCAUCCGAUGGUUCACAAGCACCAGCUAGACCCCCCAAACCGCGACCCCGCAGGACUGCACCAGAAAUUCAUCACAGAAAGCCCCAUGGGCCCGAAGCAGCGAUGGAAAAUGUCGAUGCAAAAAUUGCAAAACUCAUGGGAGAGGGGUACGCCUUUGAAGAGGUGAAAAGAGCCUUAGAGAUUGCCCAGAAUAAUGUGGAGGUGGCCAGGAGCAUACUUCGCGAAUUUGCCUUCCCUCCUCCUGUCUCCCCACGUCUAAACCUAUAGCAGCCAGAACUGCAAACACCAAAGGGUAAAGCAGUUGACAGAUAUUCCAGGAUUGUGGAACAAAAGGACUGAGAGGGAACGCAGGAGCCACGGCGACUUUUUGCGUGGCAUCUCCACAAGGGCCGCCUGGAGGCCCGCUCCUCUGGAGACCACAGCUCCCUUAGGAUGCCCACGCUGCAGCUUCUGUGUUUGUGCUAGCCAUACUUUUAAAUCAGGGUUGAACUGAUAAAAUAAUUUAAAGACGUUUACUCCCCCUUGAACUUUGAAUCUGUGAAGUGCUUUUCCUUGUUUACAUGUUGGCAGAAUUGCAGUUUGUCUCUGUUUUUUAUUCCUGUACUGUGUUCCUGACGGGCCCUUUGCGGAGUCAGUCAGGUCUGCUGUAAGCCUUUCCAUGCCCACUGGCCGUGCUGCCCACAGCAGCAGCAGAAUCACCUCUGUGUUGCUCUCUAUCCAGGCCCCACCUCAAGUCCCCUGGUCCAGUUCCAUUUCUCCCAUUUACACAGCAUUCCAGUCUGAAGGUUCUGAGUUUUUGGCGUUUGAAAACUAAUGCAGAAUGAAAAAGAAAAUGUGUGUGGUCGUGUCUUCACUACUGAGUCAUUUCUUUGAGAACCAUCACUGUUGAGAGGUGGGAAAAACCUGAAUGUAAAAAAACAUUUAUUUGUCAAUAAACUGCCUUUUGUAAGGGGUUUUUAUAUAAUACAAAAGAGCUUCCCUUGUUAGUUUAAACUCUGUGACCUUUAGUUUUCCAUGCUCUCCCUCUUGCUGACCCAGGAGUGCCAUGAUGCUGUAUAAGUGACUACUGCAGAUGCAGGGAAAACCUGAUUGCACCAGACAGUGCUGUCCUCCGGUGCCCUCGCAUGUAUGCCUGCUUCUCUCCCAGGAGAGCUGAGAAGGGGGCCACCGCCUCACAGUAUGUCAACACACCGGCCUCCUCCUACUGGAAUACAGCCCGUUUUCUAAUUUCCCCACGUUACCCUGGCUCCUCACAGGGCAGGAGCUUCCCAAGGCACCCAUGACUGUUGUCUGCUCCUGUCGGCCAUGUUAUUUGCAAAACUCUUAGUACCAUUUCUCCAGUCAAAUUAGGAUUUCUGUUUGCUCUGUGGGUUUUCUCGUUGAUUGUUCUGUGUUGCCCAGUCCAGUCAGAUGAAACCAUGGUAUGUGUUACUUUUAAUCUAAAAAUAUUUAUUGACUAUCUACAGUGUGCACAAACUCUCACAAUCCAACUCCACUAAUCUCUGUGUGUAUGUUUGGUUGUAAAUGCCUCUAAUCUGAUGCAUGAGGCCUUGAACCUUGGUGCCAGGACUUCAGAACUCUUCAGUAAUUUCAAGUAGGUUUGGUUUUUUUGUUUGUUUGUUUGUUUGUUUGUAAAAUCCUUAGUAGUGGGAAAAAAAUCAAAGCUAUCUCCAUGCAAAAUGCUUGAGCCACAUUUAGAUACUUCCUAAGGAUGGACUUAGUUGUAGGUUUCUGGGUGUUUCUUACCACUCCUUACUCUACACCCACUGUGACACACAGAGAUGCCUCAGAUAAUAAAUUUCUCGUCUUGAGUGAGGAGAACGAGGUAGAACGUCAGGUAGAUCUGAGGGGGUUGGCAUUGUACAGGACUCAUGCACAAAGCCAUGCUUGCCCAGGAGGAGGAUCCAGCUUCUUUCGCCCCAUGGCUUUCAUGAGAUGCAUCAGGACUUGAAAAUCCCUAGUCUCUGCAUAUUUGGGUUUGUCCAGAUGGUCCUAUGUUGCCUCUGCCACUAGAGGGGUGUUUUUUAAUUUCCUUAGAUACUAUUCUUGUGAUGAUGUGUGAAUACAGGUGUUUUUUUUUUUUAAUUUUACAAUUGGCUAUUUGUUGUUUCUGCUCAUAAUUUUUUAUUUGUUUUGUAAGUUCUGAUGUCAUAUUGAUACUGAUACAGUGCUAUGUAUUUUGGGCUAUCAUGUAACUUGCCAACAAUCAGCAUAGCCUAAAACCCAGAAUUGCCCCUUGGUUGUCCUGACAUUGUUAGAACAGCCUCAUUAGAUUAGGGGGUUGAUGGAAAACAGGAACACUGGGACCCACAGCAUAUUCUUAUCCACUUUUAGAUAUCAUAUAAGAAAUUCUCAACAGCAAUUUAAAAACUAAAGUAGUGGUGACAGCAUUUAUUUGGACCUGAAGUUUAGGUUGGGGGUGAUGUUAUUUUCUGGAUCGCACCGAGAUCUCUGAGUUUUCCACUAAGUAGCAGCUGCCAGUUUUGUCAUAAAGGAAAGUGAAUCUAAUCAAUCAUACAUAAGACAGUACAGACAGGAAACACGAAAACUCACAGAAUUUGUUUGUAAAAAUAAUUCAAAUUAUUUUUCAUUAUGAAAGGGACUACUAGCUAAUACUUUGAAAUGUUCCAUACUUUGUUCCCUCUAAUCCAGAAAUGAGAUAUUUCUCCCAAUACUCAAGAUUUGAGCCAGUGUUUAUAAUCAAUACAAUUAAACCAUGGCCAGUUUUAACUCCUACCUGGCAUCCAGUGGUAUCUCCAACUCCAGAGUUCCUUUUUUUUUUUUUCUUUCUUCUUCUUUUCUUGCCUCAUCCCAACUCCCCACCCUCCAUCCCUAACCUCUUGUUAUCUGGUAUAUCACAGCCAAAUUUUCUAGAACCAAAUUCACACAUUUUAAUACUUAACUUGAGCUUGCUUCCACGAUUAGAGUUGUCAGCCCUUUCCUUGCUUUGCCCUUGCCCACAGUGCGAUACAGCCCUGACUACCACCGCCACGGGUCUGUUUGCUAACUCAGUAUUGCACACACCAAGGACACAUAUGCAAAGAUUUCUUCAUAAUGUGAACUUCUUAAUUAUUCAGUUCCGGAAGCAUUUCCUGCGAUUUGAACGUGACUUUGCCUCUUUUCAACUUGAAGCUUUAGUUUGCACUGAAUUAUCUCAUCUGGUUUUAAAAUGUCUCAAAUGGACUGAUUUGGAAGUAAAAUAUGGUAUAUUUUAAAUAUCAAUGCAGGUACUGCCUGUAAACCUGGAAUGUUAGAGCUUCAAGGAAGAUGUUCUGGAGAAAGACAGCAAUAGGACGAAAGGUUUUCUUCCCAGUUCCCAUUUUUAUUGUUUGAAAUGCAUUUUUUAAAACUUGUCUAAUGUGGCAAAAUAGUUAUGUGUUCAAUUAAUUUAUAUUUUAUUCGUUCUUUUUCAAUCCUGGAUAUGUAACCUCAAGUACUUUAUCUGUUCUUUUAAGGUAUUUUAUAAAAUGAAUGUUAACAAACAAAAUGUGUAUGUUCUUUUUCAAGUGAGCACAAAUAUUUCUUUGAGAACAUGUCUCUGGUGUUAUUUUUCUAAAGGAUAUGUAUGUCAGAGAAUUGAAAGUCGGUAUUUCAGGUUACAUGUAAUGAGCACCAUUUUCAAAGAAAGACUGGUUUGGAGAGGUUUACAAAUAAUAAAUGGGCAG